UAAUGUCUGUUCCAUGUUGCAUUCAUAAUGUUAAUAUAAAAUUGGAGAACGGACUCUGAUGGAUGCCCGGUUGAUGUAUGGCUUUUAGGAUCUUCCAAAUUAGCUAGCCGUGGACCAGGGCAAUACUUGGAUAGGUAUCUGCUUAGCUUUGUACUGGCACAUGCAUUAAUUAUUGAGCGAAAGGCAGUUAUGAGUUAUUAAUGGUCUCAACUAGGUGAAACUUGGCAAUUAUAUAAUCGCUUGCAUCAGUUAGGUUCCCACUAUUUCCCUCAACCUUUGUGCAAAUGCAAUAUAAAAGUGCACAUAGAACGAGUGGUUUGAGACAAUAUUCUAUGAGAAGAGGAAGGGGGGACUUGCCAAAAGAGGAAUAGACACAGCGAAAUGAGGAAAAAAGUGGAAUUGAAAUGAUGGGCUGAACUUGUGAAACACCAAAAUAUUCAAACAAACGGUAUUCCGGCAAUGUGUGGAAGCAAAUAACCACAAUUUCACAGGCAACAAUGGGCCUUCGAAUACAACUGUCGAGCCACCAUCUGUAUGCAAAAAGCCUUGGUCGGAUGUACCAGAAACUGUUUUUCCAAAUCUCUGGAGAAUAGUUUAUUGGACUUCGCAAUGUUUAACUUGGUUAAUUCUUCCUCUUAUGCAGUCUUACAUAAAAGCCGGGGAUUUUACAGUACGGGGUAAAUUAAAAUCUGCGCUAAUAGACAACGCGAUUUAUUACGGAAGUUAUCUCUUCAUAUGUGGAGUUUUAUUGAUUUACAUUGCUUUAAAACCAGGCAUGCAUCUUGACGGUCAAAAACUUAAAGCGAUCGCUUCCUCCGCUUCAAACACCUGGGGCUUAUUUUUAUUAGUUUUGCUCCUUGGCUACGCUCUCGUUGAGAUCCCUCGUGGUUUAUGGAACGCUAGCAAACCUGGAUACACUUUACAAUAUAGUUAUUUCAAGGCAGCUAAAUUAAGUUUGGAAAAAUGCGAAGCCGAAGAGACCGUUGACGAUAUUCUUGACUCGCUUCAAGCAGUAUCAGCUGGAAUUACAAACGGUCAUCCUUUUCAUCGCAACUUGGAGACGAUUUUUCAAAAGGUUCCAGCUGAGCUGAAGGAUCGAAUGAACAGACGACAACUGCCAGAAGACACAAGUGGUGACAAGCGAUCCGAAAAAUCGCUUAUUAGACUACACAGACAAACGAUCAAAGCUCUCCAAACGCUUCAACGAACAGAGACGCAGUGGGCAAUUCUAGUUGAAAAAAUAUUUCAUUUGGAAGACGUUGCAAAAAAUCAAGUUAGUCACGAUAAGCGCUUCGAACCAUCGUUUCCGGACAAUAGGCCAGUUACGCUUCGUCUUCUGUACAAUCCAAUGAUCGAAUGGUACUGGGAAUGCGUUGUCAAGGGUUACGUUAAAAAAAUAGCCGCCGUCACGGCAGGUUGUUUAUCCGUCGCAGUUGUAUGGUCCGAAGUAACUUUUUUCAACAAAGCACCGGUCUUGUCGCUCUUCGCUCAGUUUCUCAAUCUUGCCAAAUCCAAAUAUGAUUAUUUUACUAUUGAGAUAUUAUCAACAUUGAUCAUAGCCUAUUUGUGCUAUUGCGCUUAUUCGACAGUUCUAAAAAUUCGCUUACUGAAUCUAUAUUAUCUUGCGCCCCAUCAUCAAACGAACGAGUACAGCCUAAUAUUUAGCGGGAUGAUGCUGUGUCGCUUAACACCCCCGAUGUGUUUAAACUUUUUGGGUUUGAUACACAUGGAUUCACAUAUUAUCAAAACACACAUAUUGGAAACACAUUAUACCCAAGUUAUGGGUCACAUGGACGUAAUAUCAAUUAUAUCCGAUGGAUUUAACGUUUACUUCCCAAUGGCGAUAUUAGCUUUUUGCUUGGCUACUUAUUUUAGUCUUGGUAGUAGAUUACUCUCUACGCUUGGAUUUCAUCAAUUUCUCGGUGACGAUGAGCUUACUACGGAUCUGGUCGACGAAGGCAAAGAAUUGAUACAAAGAGAGAGGCGAAAACGCCAACGAGUCCAAGAUUCUCUAAAUCGUAGACGUGAAUUCCAGGAGAGAUCCAAUAAUCUUAGCUCACUAAGCUCUCGCUACAGAACUACUCGGCAAAGUACCGAUACUAUCCGACCGCUGAAACGAGACGAUUCAAUGGAAUCAGCGAGGGCGGGACUUCUGCGAGAUUUCGACCCCACGGAUUAUUACGUUGGAACAACGUUCGGAAAUGGUAGCUCAUAUGGUGCAAAUGACCAUUACGCCAGAAACGAUUACUACGACUUCGAUGGCAACGAUUUGGAAAACACUGUUACAGAGGCGAAUACUCAUCGCACAAGAUCACCUCCUCGACGUAUUUUUGACGACGUGUAGAUAAGCUCAACAGUUCAUUGAAACAUGUUGCUGCACUUUUUUUCAACUCGACAAUUAGAUCGACGAAUGGAAGAAUAGUCGCAUCGUUCUAAUUUUUCCUUUUUCCUUAUAGUUUUUGAAAAAUCAAGUUUCAUUCAUUUCCAUUUUUUAUUUGCUUUAGUAACAUUGGAUAAAAAUUGUGAGCCCUUUUUUUUUUAACUGUUUUGCACAAGUUUCUGUGCAUCCUAUAACAAUGCAAACUUUAAAAAUCAGCAUGAAUUCGUAAAAAUCUAGAAAAACGUGUUUCCACCUCAGGCUAGUUUACAUAGCUAAUAUAAUAAAUGUAGCAUGAGAUAAGCAAAGAGAAUCAAUAUCAUGUGCAACAUCAAAAUAUUAAUUUCAUAUUUUUUGUUACUUUGUAGUUUUAAUCAUCAACUUGGUACCACUUCUUUCCUUAUUGUUUGAUCUAACAGAUGUUAAAUACUUUUGUUGACGGAUGAAUUCAUUGAGAGAAACGUUUUUAUGUUUGAUAUAUUAAAAAGUCUUCGGUAUCGCGAAGAAAAGUAAUGAGUAA
This is a messenger RNA of Venturia canescens, 2897 nucleotides long. Its product is annotated as LMBR1 domain-containing protein 2 homolog. Gene Ontology annotation, cellular component: membrane. The record is from RefSeq and is a predicted model, not a curated record. NCBI's taxonomy places the organism in Eukaryota, Metazoa, Arthropoda, Insecta, Hymenoptera, Ichneumonidae. The transcript is spliced from 9 exons. The coding region runs from base 638 to 2344 and encodes 568 amino acids.